This is a messenger RNA of Lathyrus oleraceus (garden pea), 612 nucleotides long. RefSeq lists its product as uncharacterized. Lineage: Eukaryota; Viridiplantae; Streptophyta; Magnoliopsida; Fabales; Fabaceae. The record is from RefSeq and is a predicted model, not a curated record. The transcript has a single exon. Bases 1 to 612 code for a protein of 203 amino acids.
AUGGAUCAGUUGGAGCAGAACCAAGUUGUUAUGAGGGAAGAUAUGACCACUAUGAAGGCUCAGAUGGGUCAGCUUGCUGAAGCCCUACAAGCUUUGGCUAGGGGACAAGAGGAAAUGCGCCAGGCUAAUUUGAGAGCCGCCACCGCCAACCUUGUUGUUGUGACAAUACCUGUAAAUCCACUAGGAGGAGUUGAUACACCGGUUGUAGCUCAACCACCUCCCGAAAGAGGUCAAGUAUAUCAGAAUGGUGUUGAGCCAUUCAACAUCCCUGUCAAUGGGAGAGUUCAUCCUGAGAUUGACGAUUAUCAGUAUGCUUUCUUCACCACAAGGGUUGAUUCAGUUUAUGGCGUUUUUGGUCCUUCUCUUGCUGACCUUGAAAGGAGAUUUCGUAUGAUGGAGGAGAGAUUCAAGGCGAUGGAAGGUCCCAAUACCUUUGGAUUAGAUGCUACCGACAUGUGCUUAGUGCCAGGCGUGAAAAUUCCUCCUAAGUUCAAAGUUCCGAGCUUUGAAAAGUAUCAAGGGGUCACUUGUCCAAAGACCCACAUUCGAGCUUUCUGUAGAAAGAUUGUUGCUCAUUCUGAUGAUGAGAAACUCUUAAUGCACUUUUUCUAA